UCAUUUUUCGGAACCAAACAGACUUCUAAUCCAAAAAGGACUGGGUGCCAUCAUUGUGCCGUGGAAUUUUCUUCAGCAAGAGCUCCUUCCUAAAGAUGCAGUUACAGAGGAACCCACCUUCUUCCCAGCACAGUGGCAGUAAAUCUCUUCAGCUCCUUCUUUUGUUUUCUCCCAUAAGAAGUCCAGCCACAAACCAGGAUGGUCAUAUGUUCCUCUGAGAGCACAGUACUGACCAGGCUUCAGCAGCUUCCUGUCCGAUACUUGCAGCAGAAAGUGACAGCUGAACACCGCACGGGGCUGAGGCUGCCGGAGCGUCCUUGAACCGUAAGUCUGGCCGAGAGCCAGGAAGUGUGGAAUCCUGGCCGGGUGGUGGCAAAUUUCGCCAGAUCGCAGCCAGAGGCAGCGCGUCCUUCAGCCCGCGGCGGGGCGACGGAGGGAGCGGAGCUGUGCGAGGAGCGGAGCAGCGGCGUUCUCUGCCGACCUCCCCGCAGAGCGGCGGCGUGUGUUUAUGGACUGUCUGAUAUCUGCUCAGCGUCUGAUAAGACUUCCAAGAUUCUUGUUCAACGGUCAUCUGGAUCGCAGGCUGAGUCCUUGGAUUUGAAGUCUUGUUGAUGCCAGUGAGAUUGAUACCAGGGCCUUCAAGAGAAAAGACUUUCUGAUAAACCCACUCCACUCCAUUCAAGCCUAUGACUGGGGGUUUCACCAUAUCACCAUCCUUUGCUCUCCAGUUGCACAAGAUGGGUUCAUUCAGAAGGCCCCGACCUCGCUUCAUGAGCUCUCCAGUGCUCAGUGACCUGCCACGUUUCCAGGCAGCUCGGCAGGCUCUGCAGCUCAGCUCCAACUCGGCGUGGAACAGUGUUCAAACAGCAGUGAUAAAUGUGUUUAAAGGGGGAGGCUUGCAGAACAAUGAACUCUAUACCCUCAAUGAAGCUAUCAGACGGCUGCUGAAGAGUGAACUGGGAUCCUUCAUCACUGAUUACUUUCAGAACCAGCUCCUUGCGAAAGGCUUGCUGUUCAUAGAGGAGAAGGUUAAGCUGUGUGAAGGUGAGGAUCGCAUUGACAUCCUGUCUGAAAUUUGGGAUCACUACUUCACUGAGACUCUUCCUACACUCCAGGCAAUAUUCUAUCCAGUACAGGGUCAGGAGUUGACCAUCCGUCAGAUUGCUCUUCUUGGUUUCAGAGACUUGGUCUUGCUAAAAGUGAAGUUGGAAGAAAUUCUUCCUCUGGUCCAGACAAAGCUUCCAGCUUCCAUUGUCCAGAUGCUAUUAAUUCUACAGAGUGUCCAUGAACCUGAUGGCCCCAGUGAGAGCUACCUACAGCUGGAAGAAUUGGUCAAGCAGGUGGUGUCACCAUACUUAGGUUUGUGUGAGGACCACAGCUUCUCUGGUAGCACCUGCUUGCUUGAGAGACGGUACUCCAGAUCCCGUUCCAAAGCUGGUGGACUGAGUUACUCCUCCCACCUGGUUGGCAGUCGGCAGCCCAGUGAGAUGGCCCUGACACCUCUGACGGAGCAGGAGGGUGAGGCUUAUCUGGAGAAGUGUGGUAGCAUCCGUCGCCACACUGUUGCCAACGCUCACUCAGAUAUUCAGCUCCUGGCGAUGGCCUCCAUGAUGCACACAGGCAUGGUGAUCGAGGAGUCGGACAGCAAUGACAAAUGUCUCCUCCUGCAGCCCAGUUUCAGCCACAGGCAGUGCUCCAGUGAGCCCAGUAUUGCCGAUGGGCCUGAAGGAGGCAUGGCAACAGGCAGGCAGGACUCAGCAGAGCUGAACUGCACAUCAGUCAGCUAGAAGAAGUCUCUCUGAGAAGAGGAGGAGCGUAUGUGCUAAGCUGGACAAAUGCUCCUGUCAUCCCCGCUGGAAAAAAAGGAAAAUUGGGGUUUUGCUCCUGGUAGUGAAAUGGCCUUGGAUGAUCUAAUGUCUCUUUGGGAGUGCUCUCCAGACUUGUUUUCCUUGCUUGUUUGUGAGUGUUGUUGAUAGAGGUACCAGCCGGCUCCCGAUUGAGGGUGGUGGGCUGCAAAGUUGAACAUUGCUGUGUACCUUCUGUAAGCUCUUUUACUGUACUAACCUAAAUCUUCUGGCCUCAGGUUUCCUUCUGUUUCUUUGGUAUGACGCAGAUGAGCCUCUUUCUGCUUUUGUCUUUCCUGGUUUUGUGCUACUUGUUUGCAUCAGAGGAUCCUGUGCUUAAUGUUCUUUGCUUCUGAAGUUGAAGUGGUGACUAAGGACUACCUUUUUCUCUUUUGAAGUUGAACUCAGGGAUAAAACCACUUGGAUCUUGCAGAAAGAUCUGUUCAGAUUGCUUGAGAGAAGGAGAUCCUUCGCUUGCUUCCCACAAGUGUGGGGGGAAAAGAAUCUUGAAGAAACCAGCUUUUUUUAGCCCACACAUGAACAGAACUGGAUACGUAUGGAGUGCCAGCUGAACCCUUCCAAUGUGCUUUAUGUAGUUCCAGUAAUGUCUUUAGUGUUGUUGUUAUAAAUCGAGCACCAAGGAGAAAGGUAUAAAGUGAGAGCGAAUACAGUCCUGAGCAUCCCAGUAUUUGGCAUCAAAUUGCUAUUUAAGUUCUGGGGUGGUGCAGCUGCAAUGAAAGGAGAAAUCUAAACGAGUCCCUUCAGAAAGGGAAUGCCCAUGCAUUUCUAUCGGGAGAAAGCUAAAGGUGCUUCUCCAGGAUGACUGUCAUGAGUGCAGAGCAGAAGAUGACUUACAGGGCUGCUUCCUUGAGCUGCUGUGGUACUCCCUGCACUUGCAGGAUUCGUGAGACCAGAGAUAAGCAGCUGGGUGCAGAACGGAGCGCUGUCCUUGUAGCACAUUUGUGAAGUGCUUCUGACCUCCAGUGGUAUCUCGCUCAGUGAGCAUUUCUUUAAGAUGAAGCGAGGACUACGUGUAGUCUUUGUUCCUAUUUUUGUUCUGAAGAUUAGGAUUGGGUCCAGGUUGUCAGUGUGUCAGAGUUGCAGUGCCCACUGCAUGGCACCGUUUGGUUCUCAACUGCUGCUUCUGUGGGAGCAGAACCGAUUUGUUGGAGCAGUCCUCUGGUGCCUUGCUAAGCAGAUUUGCAAGUGUAAUUACAAGCUUAGAGGUAAACUGAAAUGCUGCCUUAAAUGUCAAAUCGCAUUAAAAACGUGGAUAUAAUACCACAGCCUCUAGAAUCCAGUCCCUGUGGUACUGACUGCAAAUAAAUCUAUCCUGACAAGGGAACAGGAAGUUAGGAUGAGUCUUCAGGAGAUGUUUUUACAUAUUGUGACGUUAAUUGCAGAAUUUGCCCCGCUGCCAUUGGGCAUUAAGCGCCUUUUAUUGCAUGGGCUGUACUGAAAGAGCAGCUUGGACCUGCUGGGAUUUGACUUUGGUAGCAUGUGCUGCAAAAAGCAGUUGGAUGGUUAUUGUACCACAGAGCACCAGAAAACCCAGCAACGAGCACAAGUCUUGCUGUCUGUGUACAUGAGAAUAUUUCUUUGUCUCCUGUGGUUUGCAAAUCUCCAGAUACUUGGAAGGGGCUGUGUUUUCUUGUAGUUGGUCACCUGCGACACCCUCGCUGCUGGCCUUUGUAGAAAUGCAGUGUUUUUGUCCCUGCUGUAAUUAUGUGAGAGAGAUUGGGUUGUGCUGUUGGCUUCCUAGGAAGGAUGUGUCUGGGGAGGCAGGAAGAGGGGGAUUUAAGCAGUCCUUCCUUUAAAUGGAUUCUAGGGGAAGUUGCCUUCUUAUUCCUAAAUUGGACUGAUUGUGCCACCUGAUGCUGUCACACGCACUGACUUGCAGCCUUCUCUUGACCACAGUGUACACGUGGGGAAGUGCUGAUCCUGCAGCAUUUCAGCUCACUCCUGUAAGUGCUUCUCAUCUUUUUACUUCUCAUUUCCCUUUUGUAAAUGCCCAAAGUUAGCAGCGCCGCCUUCUGUGAUGAAAGUGAGUAUGAUUUAUUUCCUGACAUACUCUUGGAUCAUCUCUAGGGCUAAUAGGAACCCAGUCCUGGUUUUAACUUGAAUAUCUUUUGUUUUACAUCUAUUUAUAAUUUUGAAUCAUGUUGAUUUUGUACCUGUUACGUUGUGGAAAUUUGCACCGAGCCACUCUGAAUUGAGCACUUCCCCUGGUUGUUUGGAUGUUUUGUGUAUGGAGAAUUAAAGCUGGUGGCUUUACUUUUUAAA
Messenger RNA from Lagopus leucura (white-tailed ptarmigan), 4127 nucleotides. It is a transcript of the gene PRR5L, whose product is annotated as proline rich 5 like. Gene Ontology annotation, cellular component: TORC2 complex. The record is from RefSeq and is a predicted model, not a curated record. The transcript is spliced from 15 exons. Gene Ontology annotation, biological process: TORC2 signaling. Bases 687 to 1787 code for a protein of 366 amino acids. Lineage: Eukaryota; Metazoa; Chordata; Aves; Galliformes; Phasianidae.